Molecule: messenger RNA, 933 nt
Organism: Myripristis murdjan (pinecone soldierfish)
Lineage: Eukaryota; Metazoa; Chordata; Actinopteri; Holocentriformes; Holocentridae
Product: intelectin-like
Exons: 7
Coding region: 1-894 (297 amino acids)
Molecular function (GO): oligosaccharide binding
Source: RefSeq, a predicted model, not a curated record
AUGCAUACAGUGAUUGUUCUUUAUAUCCUUGCCCUGACUGUUCAUCAUGUGCAAGGUUCUGCACCCAGAAGCUGCAAACAGUUAAAAGAUGAGUUCGGCUAUGAAACAGAUGGGGUGUACACCCUGACCACAGCUGAUGGUACAGUCUACCAGACCUUCUGUGACAUGACAACUGCAGGUGGUGGCUGGACCCUGGUGGCCAGCGUUCAUGAGAACAACUUGUAUGGUAAAUGUACAGUGGGUGACCGCUGGUCUAGCCAGCAGGGUGACAAUCGCAGAUGGCCAGAGGGUGAUGGGAACUGGGCCAACAGAAAUGUCUUUGGAACAGCAGAGAGCGCCACCUCUGAUGACUUCAAGAAUCAUGGUUACUAUGACAUACAAGCAGAAGAUGUGUCAGUGUGGCAUGUUCCCAACAACUCGCCACUGCAUAACUGGAGAAAUGCAGCUAUCUUGCGAUACCACACAAAUACGCACUUCUUACAAGGAAAUGGCGGGAACCUUUUCACUCUCUUUAAUAACUACAGGGUGGGAUACAAUGUAGGUAAGUGUCUUACCAACAAUGGACCAUCCAUCCCGAUCAUAUAUGAUCAUGGAAAUACAGCGACCACAAAGGCGUUUUAUGGGCCUCAUGCACAGACCCAGUUUGACGCAGGCUACAUCACCUUCAGAGCUAUCAACACAGAGCGUGCCGCCACCGCCAUUUGCUCCGGGACCAAACCAAAGGGAUGUCACAUUGAACAUUUUUGCAUUGGUGGAGGAGGACAUUUCCCAGAGGGGCGGCCAAGACAGUGUGGAGACUUCACCUCCUUUGACUGGAGUGGCUACGGGACAAACAGGCAUUGGAGUGCAUCAAAGCAAAUAACUGAGGCAGCCGUGUUCCUCUUCUAUCGCUGAUGCCACCAUUUUGGAGCUAUAUUAACAAUGCAUGAUUCU